Nothobranchius furzeri (turquoise killifish) is the source of this 1577-nucleotide messenger RNA. Its product is annotated as trace amine-associated receptor 1-like. The record is from RefSeq and is a predicted model, not a curated record. Gene Ontology annotation, molecular function: G protein-coupled serotonin receptor activity; neurotransmitter receptor activity. NCBI's taxonomy places the organism in Eukaryota, Metazoa, Chordata, Actinopteri, Cyprinodontiformes, Nothobranchiidae. Gene Ontology annotation, biological process: chemical synaptic transmission; G protein-coupled receptor signaling pathway, coupled to cyclic nucleotide second messenger. Gene Ontology annotation, cellular component: dendrite; plasma membrane.
GUUGUUUUCUGCUUGGUCCUAGAGCUCAACUAGUGUCAAUUUAAUAUAGCGUAAUAUUGUUUUUGGAUGGUAAAAAGUGCAGGGGUCAAAACUUGACUUUGGAAAACGUGGGGGGGGAGGGGGGCAUGUCCCCCCGUCCUCCCCCAAAAUUACGUCCAUGCUGCAACCCCAGUAUAAUGCGGUUCCUUUCUACUCCUGGAAAUGUCUUGUUACAAAAUCUGCAGAAAUCAUUGGACAGCUACUUUUUGCAGGAGGAGUUAAACAUAAUGUGUCAUUUUAAAAACAAGCUGGACCUGGUAUUUAGAGUUAGAGUAGUAGUAGUCAAAGAUAGCUUUUAAGCAGCAAAAUGUUAUUAUUAUGCACUUCUGAAAAUUGCCUUUUUUUAAAUUAGUCUGAGCUAUUUCAUUUUGUCUACGACUCACUAAAGAUUUUUAUUGAAGCAACUCACUCUGGAUUCAAGAGGGAUGGACCCAGCAUUUCUCAUCAACAAGAGUACGGAGAGUACUUCUUGUCUAAUAGUACUAAACCCUUCAGCACUACGUUCAUUUUUAUAUUUGUUCAUUGGAAGUAUGGUAUCUAUUCUUACAGUGAGUGGCAACCUUCUGGUGACGACCUCUGUCAUUUACUUCAAACAGCUUCACACACCUACAAACUAUCUCAUCCUCUCUCUGGCUGUGGCUGAUCUGCUUGUUGGUGCUUUGAUUUCAUUGUUUAAUAUGACACUGAACGUACAGCUGGGCUCUCAGUCAGGGGAUUUCUUCUGUAAAGCGCGAAGGAGCCUUGAUAUUUCUCUUAUGUCGUCAUCAAUUCUUAACAUGUGCUGCAUUUCUGUUGACAGAUAUUUUGCAAUAUGUCACCCUCUAACUUAUAAAACAAAAGUAACCGUUACUGUAGUUUCAUUAAUGAUCCUGUUUUCCUGGACUGUUUCAGUCCUCUCUGGAUUUGGAAUUAUAUUUGGAGGACUUAAAAAUACUGUCUGUGAUGCAAGGUGCUUCUUAUUUCGCAUUCCACUGUCAAAUGUAAUUGGUACAGCUGUUUCAUUUUACUUACCAGUGAUUAUAAUGUUUAUUAUCUACCUUAGGAUUUUCUUUGUUGCACAGAAACAAGCAAAUAGCAUCCAGAACCUAACUUGUCAGAGCAAAAAGUCUGGAGCAAUAGCCAGUAAAAUGGAAAGAAAGGCCACUAAAACUCUGGCCAUUGUCAUGGGAGUUUUCCUUUUCUGUUGGACCCCGUUCUUUCUCUCCAUAACUGUCAAACAAGUGACAAAUGCAGUUCCAUUGAUACUGAUUGAAACUGUAGUUUGGCUUGGACGGUGUAAUUCUAUGCUUAAUCCAUUUGUUUAUGGGUGUUUUUAUAGCUGGUUUCGAUCAGCGUUCAAGCUGAUCAUCUCUGGAAAAAUAGUCAAUAGCAAUUUAAAAAAUGCUAAACUGUCAUAAAUGUGUGGUGAAUAAAUAUGUCUUGAAUUAUUUUCAGAAAGGUGUAUAUGAAGAAUAUUCAGUAAAAUAUAGGCUCUUAGUUCAUAAUGACUUGCUGCAUUACAGUAACUUUGUUCCUUAAACUUUUAAAUUAAAAACUUG